UGCCGCUGCCGCUGCCGCUACCACCGCAGCCGAGGCGAUCGCGGGGUGGGCCUAUUGCCAUCUGAAAACAGCGGCAGCGACAGGCGUGGCCUCUUGUCCGAUCUGAAUCAGAAGCCAUGGCGCUCUGGUGUCGGCCUCGCUGCUGCUGCUGUCCCUGCGCCGCUUCGUCCCGGACAGCGAGACUCUUGAGCAGCUUACGAAGCUGCAGCUUGGAGAGCAUCAGUAGUAUCAGCGGCGGCAGCGGUGGCAGCACUAACAAGCAGCCUGGCGAUGAACUAGCGGCGCCGGCGCUGAAGACAGCCAAAUCUAGUUUUUUAGGGGAAAGACUGUGUCUAUUUUUCCCAAAAAUGUAUAGUAUAUGUUGGCGGUUUGCUAGGUUUCAACAUACAACAGUGCAAACUCAUUUCUUUGGUAAAGCAGUCACCGAUGAACAAUACAAAGAUCCUUUUAAACUUGGAGGGAAAGACCUGAAAAAUUUGUAUGAAGAUAUUAAAAAGGAAUUACGGGUUUCUACUUCAGAACUUAAAGAAAUGUGUGACUACUACUUUGAUGGUAAAGGGAAGGCCUUUCGACCAAUUAUUGUGGCACUAAUGGCCAGAGCAUGCAAUUUUCAUCAUAACAAUUCUGGAGAAGUGAAGGCAAACCAGCGCUCUGUAGCAUUAAUUGCAGAAAUGAUCCAUACUGCUACGCUAGUUCAUGAUGAUGUAAUUGAUGAUGCUAAUUCACGAAGAGGAAAAGUUACUGUUAAUCACAUCUGGGGGGAAAGGAAGGCAGUCUUAGCUGGUGAUUUCAUCCUUUCUACAGCAUCUUUAGUUUUAGCACGUAUUGGGAACACAACUGUCCUUUCUCUAAUAACGCAAGUGAUUGAAGAUCUGGUGCGUGGUGAAUUUCUCCAGCUGGGUUCCAAAGAAAAUGAAAAUGAAAGAUUUUCUCACUACCUCGAAAAAACUUUUAAGAAGACUGCAAGUCUUAUAGCAAACAGCUGUAAAGCAGUUUCCGUAUUAGCCUGUCCUGAUCCAAAAGUUCAUGAAAUUGCAUAUCUAUAUGGAAAAAACCUUGGGAUAGCAUUUCAGCUGGUAGAUGAUGUGCUGGAUUUUACAUCAUGUUCUGAACAGCUAGGAAAGCCUGCAUCAGCGGAUCUUAAACUUGGAAUAGCCACUGGACCCGUCUUAUUUGCUUGCCAGCAGUUUCCAGAAAUUAAUGCCAUGAUAAUGAGGCGAUUCACUUAUCCAGGCGAUGUUAAACGCGCCCAGGAAUUUGUAUUACAGAGUGGUGGAAUACAGCAAACAAACUACCUCGCACAGCGUUAUUGCCAUGAGGCAGUGAAGGAGAUUAGCAAGCUUCGACCAUCUCCAGAAAGAGAUGCUCUUAUGCAGCUGGCAGAGAUUGUCUUGUCUCGGGACAAAUAAUCCUCCUCUUCUUCCUGGUGAUUCUGGCAGCUAUUUUACCAGACUGUGCCUAAAUUGUCUCAGAACAUCUUGGCUUGCUUCUGGUGGAGUUCCCAUUUUUUUAAAAAAAGUUUUCCUAGUUAAGUAACUAGGCUUAUGAAAUGCUUUUAUUGAAGAAAGCCUUAUGCAACGGUGAAACACAAUCAGUCUGUUAAAUUGGUAGCAGCACGUGGUACCUAUGUUUUUAAUGAAGAGGUUUCUGGUUUUAAU
Messenger RNA from Thamnophis sirtalis, 1658 nucleotides. NCBI's taxonomy places the organism in Eukaryota, Metazoa, Chordata, Lepidosauria, Squamata, Natricidae. The record is from RefSeq and is a predicted model, not a curated record.